Fragaria vesca subsp. vesca is the source of this 1446-nucleotide messenger RNA. RefSeq lists its product as uncharacterized. NCBI's taxonomy places the organism in Eukaryota, Viridiplantae, Streptophyta, Magnoliopsida, Rosales, Rosaceae. The transcript has 2 exons. The coding region runs from base 1 to 1446 and encodes 481 amino acids. The record is from RefSeq and is a predicted model, not a curated record.
AUGAACAGUAAUGGAGGUGGUGACGGUGCCGCACAGGGAGGUGAGGUCGCCGGAGGUCAAGGAGGUGGAUUCGCCGGCGCACAGGGAGGUGGUAUAGGCGGCGCUUACGGAGGGACCGCCGGAGGUCAGGGACGUGGGACCGCCGGCGCACAGGGAGGAGCCGUCGCCGGAGUUCUUGGAGGUGGGGUCGGCGGCGCAAAUGGAGGGGUUGCCGGAGGUCAGGGAGGUGGGGCCGCCGGAGGUCUGGGAGGUGGGGUCAGCGGCGCUCAUGGAGUGAUCGCCGGAGGUCGGGGACGUGGGGUUGGCGGCGCACAUGGAGGGCUCGGCGGCGGUCGGGCAGCUGGGGCCGCCGGAAGUCAGGGAUGUGGGGCCGGAGAAUUUACCUGGGUGAAAGGUCUAAACGGUGCGUUGGGACAUCUCAAGGGGGCGUUGGUGACCGUCAAUAACGUGUUGACCGACAUGGAAGGCGAUGAGAGUGGUAAGAUACGGAAGGAGUGUCAUCAUGCAAUCGUAAGGGUGAGAGAUUUGGAUAAGGUAUUGGGCUCGAUCAUUAGAACAUUGGCCCAGCCUGAUCAUGAGCUGAACAAGAAACUCAUCUUCCCGGGCCUGGUUCAGGCCUUCUAUAAAGAAGCUCUCGCGGUUUACCAAUAUUCACACGACAUGGACCGGGUGACUCUUAGCCAACCCAAUCUCCGUUUCCCACCCAGCUUCCGGAUCCUUUUAGCAGGGUUCAGUAGAAUUCAUAUGGCAAUGGCUGUCUUUCAUCACCUUCUCAACAGUGUGGAGAACAAUAUGCCGAACAAUCUGCCGGGUCUCACCUUGCAAAAGGCCGCUAUGAUGUUGCAAUUCACCGUUGUCAUCACUCGUGCCACCGCUGAUCUGCACCUGAAUGAUGGGUUACCUGAAGGAAAUGCAAAUGGUCCUGCUGCUGGAGGAAUUGUCCAUAUCGCAUCCAGAUAUCUCGAAAGAUUAAGGCUGACAGAAGAUGUACUGUGGGUUGCGCACAGGAACAUUCACGGCGCCAUUGAUGAUAUACAUGUGGCCCGUAAACAAAAGAAUCUGCCCAUUGCUGUCAAAAAGGCUGUCAAAAAUGCUGUGAAGUUGAUGCGGAACUCGAAUAGUCAGAUGCCUAGCCUAGUUGAACAAAUGCAUGAUGCAGGGAACCAUAUCCGUGGGAGAAUAAAUUUCCAGGCACAUGAUCAUGGAACCCAGAUCCUCCGUCCAUUUCAUGAUCAAAUGCAUCAGAUAUGUGAGAGGGCUGAAGCCAUUCACCAAUCUGGAGCCAGUGUCCACAGUGGUCUACUAGUCUGCAUUGAGAACCAAAUCCUUGGCCUAGCACAGACCACGAUUCAAUGCAAUUUGGCUCAAGUCUAUCUGCAACUGAGUAAAGUUCUACUGGCCACUCAGGCUUUCGCUGGUCUGCUGAACCCAGCCGCUGAUCACUAG